This is a messenger RNA of Plasmodium knowlesi strain H, 1275 nucleotides long. RefSeq names its product RAP protein, putative. NCBI's taxonomy places the organism in Eukaryota, Apicomplexa, Aconoidasida, Haemosporida, Plasmodiidae. The record is from RefSeq and is a predicted model, not a curated record. The transcript has 2 exons. The coding region runs from base 1 to 1275 and encodes 424 amino acids.
AUGAUAUUGAAAAGGAGUAGGACAUUUUUUUUAACACUGCAGAGGCGUCGAGCUUUUUCUGAAAAUAAAAAUUACAUCAACAACAGUUACCUGAAUUAUGUGCAAGGAAGUCAACAAAACGAGGAUGGAAAAAAAAAAAAAAAACAGGAUAAUGCCCAUUUUGGUGAAACAAUAAGUCAAAGGAAUAAUCAUCAUAUGGGAGAAAAUUUUCAAAAUGUUAAAAACAUACGAUCAUAUAAUGCUUUAAAAAAUAAUGACAGUUAUUCAGCCAGCAGUAGAACAAAUGCGGGUGCAAACUCUGGAGGUGGUAGAGAGACGGAUCGUUUUUCCGACAUGAAUCACAACCAGGAAGAAUCUAAUUACACUAGUGCAUGCAUAGACAGGGAUACUGCACAAGAGGGAAAAGAUGAACCAAUUCAGAAAGGAAAAAAGGGUGAACGUACAGAUCACAGUUACGACACUGCAAAAAAGGGCAAAGAGUACCCCUCCACCAGUGCUCACGAAAACAGUGAACAGAAAAAUGAACCUUUGAACGCACACGGGGUGGACACAAACUCCGUUAAAGAGGAAUACAUGAAUAACGAUGCAGACGAUUUGGAACAUACAGUUGAUGAACCAAAUGAAGCUACAGAAUUCUCUCACAUGGGAGAAAAUGACCAAACGAAAAGGUCGAGUGAUGGAGAAAAUGCAGAAUCUGGAAGGAACCCUGAAUUUGCGCAUGAAGAACAAUUUAGUAACAACCCAAAUGACGGGACAACCAAAUGGGCACAAAAUGACGAGGACAUUCCGAAUAUUUUUGAAGUGGAUGAAAAUUUAACAGAAGAAGAAAAAAAAGAAAAAUUAAAACUGAUAAAAUUGAUUACGGAAAAAUUAGCUGGCCCUUUAAAAACCAACAGUCAAGACAAUCCCAACAGUAGUUCCGAAGGGGCACAGAACAAUGGAGAAGAUUCCAUCUUUGCUGAUAAUCGACCCAUAGCAAUAGAGGUCGAUGGGCCCUCGCACUUUUAUGCGAACAGUAACCGGUACACGACGUACACGAAAUUGAAGCAUAGGAUUUUGACAAAAUUGGGCUACAACGUCAUUCACAUUAGUUACAUCGACUGGCGGAAACUGCGGAACAAAAGCGAACGGGAGGAAUUCAUUUUAAAAAAGCUGAAAGAAAAAAACGAUGAAUUUUUGGACGAAAAUGACAGGAUAUAUUACAACGAGAGAAUGAACAUGAUUAAGGAAGAUUACAAAAAGUUCAUGAAGGAAAAAAAGGAAAGUAGCUCCUAA